Molecule: messenger RNA, 2139 nt
Organism: Lepidothrix coronata (blue-crowned manakin)
Lineage: Eukaryota; Metazoa; Chordata; Aves; Passeriformes; Pipridae
Gene: TGDS
Product: TDP-glucose 4,6-dehydratase
Exons: 12
Coding region: 50-1123 (357 amino acids)
Biological process (GO): nucleotide-sugar metabolic process
Molecular function (GO): dTDP-glucose 4,6-dehydratase activity
Source: RefSeq, a predicted model, not a curated record
CCGUGGCGGGGGAGAGGGGAACGGUGCCGUAAAGCGCGGACGGCGGACGAUGUCGGGGCGGGCGGGUGCCGCGGCGCCGCCGGCGUUCGAGAAGCGGGUCCUGGUGACAGGCGGCGCCGGCUUCAUUGCUUCACAUGUAGUGGUCUCUCUGGUGAAAAACUAUCCAAAUUAUCUGAUUAUAAAUUUAGAUAAGCUCGACUACUGUGCAAGCUUGAAGAAUCUUGAAACUGUCUCUGGGAAGGAAAACUACAAGUUUAUCCAGGGGGAUAUUUGUGUACCUGAUUUUAUAAAACACCUCUUUGAAACUGAGAAAAUAGAUAUAGUCCUUCAUUUUGCAGCCCAAACACAUGUAGAUCUUUCAUUUUGGCAUGCCCUGGAAUUCACCUACGUGAAUGUUUAUGGCACUAAUGUGCUAGUUGCUGCUGCACAUGAAGCCAAUGUGGAGAAGUUUGUCUAUGUUAGUACAGAUGAAGUAUAUGGAGGUAGCACUGAUGGGGAAUUUGAUGAAUCUUCACCAAAACGUCCAACAAAUCCCUAUGCCUCCUCUAAAGCAGCUGCAGAGUGUUUUGUUCAGUCUUAUUGGGAAAGGUACCAAUUUCCAGCUGUUAUCACACGGAGCAGUAAUGUUUAUGGACCACAUCAGUAUCCAGAAAAAGUUAUUCCAAAGUUUAUAUCUUUGUUGCAACAGAACAGAAAAUGCUGUAUUCAUGGUUCUGGACUUCAAAGAAGGAAUUUCCUUUAUGCAACUGAUGUGGUAGAAGCAUUCCUUACUGUCCUGAAGGAGGGGAAGCCAGGUGAAAUUUAUAACAUUGGAACUAACUUUGAGAUGUCCAUUGCCCAGCUUGCUAAGGAGCUAAUCCAUUUAAUAAAGAAGACCAGUUCAGAAUCUGAAAUGGAGCACUGGAUGGAUUAUGUCAAAGACAGGCCUACAAAUGACCUGAGAUAUCCAAUGAAUUCAGAAAAGAUGCACAACUUAGGAUGGAGACCUAAAGUGCCUUGGAAAGAAGGAAUAAAGAAAACAAUUGAAUGGUACAAAGAAAACUUUCACAACUGGAAAAACUCGGAGAAAGCUUUGGAGCCUUUUCCUGUGACAGAGCCAUUUGCACAACUCGGUGGUCCAUAGGGUGGUGCAGAACCUGAAGGAGUUUUUUCUACCUCAUACGAUCUUUUCUUCAAAGCCUGCAAUCAAGUGGCUGCACUGGAGUCUGAAUGUUUUCAAGAUACAUGUGAUGAGUACAGAGCUACAGUGUGGCACAACUUUGGAACGGUUUCAGCUUUUGGUGCAAUACUCUAUUCUCACUAGGUAUUGAUUUUAAAGACCUGCACAGAGUGAAGCAUAUUUAUAAUGCUAUAAAGUUACGUAACUGAAGUAAAAUCUGCCUUAUUAACUAAGAAUAAUUAAUUGCAAUUAUAGCUUUGGGACUUUCAGUUAGCUUCAUUUUAGUUGUGAAAUCAUUUGUCUGUAUUAGUUUGUUUUUACAGUGUAAUAUAUUAUUUUUGUCACUUCAAAGAGUUAAGUUUUAUUUUUAAUCAAGAGGAGAAAUGUUAUAUUUUUUUUGCGAGUUGAAAUGAGUUGAUAAAAGCUAGACAUGGCACCUGUAUUGUUCUGUCCAUUUCUCUUGGUGCAAUAUUAACUUCUGUAGAUGGCUGAUUAACCUGUUACCUCCUGUAUAACUUUAAAUGCCCCUUUUUAAGGAGAGCAAGGGGGAAAGGUGUCAAGAAGUAGCAGGUGUUCUUGCUGAGAUUUCCAGAAGCAUUUUCUUAAACUUUGUCCUCUUUUUACUGUAUUACUGUCUUUUACAUGUUAAUUUCCUUUUUUUAUAUGUAAAUGUAACAAACUUGAAAUACUGGAACACAGUUAACAUUCCAGUGAUAUUAUGUCCUGUGAUAUGAAGGCUAUUUAUAGAGAAAAUGUUUUUAAAUACUUCUUUUUCUGUGAAUUGUGGGUUGGCAGACCUUAUUCAAUGCAGUGUUUCACACUUUUUUUUUCUGUAACAUUUUAAAGAUAAAACAAUAUUUGAAUUUUAAUGUAAAAUUUGGAAAAAAACUUCAAUUCUAGAAAUAUGUCAGUGAAUCUUUUUCUAAGUUGAUUCAGUAAUAAAAGUCAUGGUGUAACUGGUUUCUCUUAAUUAAGAAAAA